Molecule: messenger RNA, 660 nt
Organism: Serendipita indica DSM 11827
Lineage: Eukaryota; Fungi; Basidiomycota; Agaricomycetes; Sebacinales; Serendipitaceae
Source: the annotation of a GenBank genome assembly
AUGUCCACUCCCAAUGCACGCACACUCAGCCACAGACAGGCGAAACAGCUCGCUGUGCUUCUCUCUGAUGACCAUACGCCCGACUAUCUAUUCCACAACAACUCUGAAGCUCAAUUCGACCGGGGCAUCCUUGUCUCGCAAAUCUUUGUCCAAAUUGGGUUCCAUGGCAAAGGCGAUGUCAACGAAGACGAGCGCAUUAUUUCAUCGAAAGAAGCUUCCUACAAACUGGGAAUCCACACUGGUCUCGCCUACAGAGCAAACGGGUCGUUACGGAUGCACCAGACUGGGCUCACGACUCAUGCGCUCUCAGAGGAACGUCAAAGCAUUUUGAGCAUGGCACCAACGGAUGAAGGCUCGAUCGCAUCCAGUGAAAUCACGACACCUCUUGACGUCGAUGUUUCCAAUCCUUGGGAUAAUGUGCCUCUAUUCAAAGCUCCAAACGCCAUGUGCAAUGUUUCAGAGGAGCCCGAGCUACAAGAGUCAUCCUUGGAUACUCUAGAGACCGAAGAGAUCCAACGCAUCCUACCCGUCACGCGAGUGGUACAGCACACAGUCCAGUCUGAGGCGACUCUAUCUGACGAAGGACCAAUCACCAGCAUCCACUUUCAGCCGACUAUUGACACCGUCCGGCGGGUUGCUUCAUCUGGUCGACUGCAGUGA